GCGGCAGCUGUUGCAUUGUGGCGGGGAGAGGCGGCGCCGGGCGAGGGAUGCGCUGGUGCUGAUGCUGCAGGGAUGUUGCAGUAUUUGUAGCGGCGCCUGCUGAUUGGUGGGCCGGCCCGGGGUGACGUCAGCGGCCGGCCCGGUGCAGCCGGAGGCGCCUAUAAAAGGCUCCGGCAGGCACCCGGCCGCUUUCUGCAGCCCCCAGCCCGCUCCGCUCCUGCGCCCCCGAGCCGCCUGCACCAGCCACAGCCGCCACCCCGGGCCAGCAUGAGGGAGAUCGUGCACAUCCAGGCGGGCCAGUGCGGCAACCAGAUCGGAGCCAAGUUCUGGGAGGUGAUCAGCGAUGAACACGGGAUAGACCCCAGCGGUAACUAUGUGGGAGACUCCGACCUACAGCUGGAGCGGAUCAGUGUCUACUACAAUGAAGCUUCCUCUCACAAGUAUGUACCCCGGGCAAUCCUGGUGGACCUGGAGCCUGGGACCAUGGACAGUGUUCGAUCGGGGGCAUUUGGACAUCUCUUCAGACCUGACAACUUCAUCUUUGGUCAGAGCGGUGCUGGCAACAACUGGGCAAAGGGGCACUACACAGAGGGUGCCGAGCUGGUGGACUCUGUCCUGGACGUGGUGAGGAAGGAGUGUGAGAAUUGUGACUGUCUGCAGGGCUUUCAGCUCACCCACUCCCUGGGCGGUGGCACUGGUUCGGGCAUGGGUACCCUUCUCAUCAGCAAGGUCCGUGAAGAGUACCCCGACCGGAUCAUGAACACUUUCAGUGUGGUGCCUUCGCCCAAGGUGUCUGACACGGUGGUGGAGCCCUACAACGCCACCUUAUCCAUCCACCAGCUGGUGGAGAACACGGACGAGACCUACUGCAUUGACAACGAGGCCCUUUAUGACAUCUGCUUCAGAACCCUUAAACUGGCCACGCCCACCUACGGUGACCUCAACCACCUGGUCUCCGCCACUAUGAGCGGCGUCACCACCUCCCUGAGAUUCCCUGGCCAGCUCAACGCUGACCUGAGAAAGCUGGCCGUCAACAUGGUGCCGUUUCCUCGCCUCCACUUCUUCAUGCCAGGCUUUGCCCCCCUCACAGCCCGUGGCAGCCAGCAGUACCGAGCCCUAACCGUCCCCGAGCUCACCCAACAGAUGUUUGAUGCCAAGAACAUGAUGGCUGCCUGUGACCCACGUCAUGGCCGCUAUCUGACUGUGGCCACGGUCUUCAGAGGCCGCAUGUCCAUGAAGGAGGUGGAUGAGCAGAUGCUUGCCAUCCAGAGCAAGAACAGCAGCUACUUCGUAGAGUGGAUCCCCAACAAUGUCAAGGUGGCCGUCUGCGACAUCCCCCCCCGGGGGCUGAAGAUGUCUUCCACUUUCAUCGGCAACAGCACAGCCAUCCAGGAGCUUUUCAAGCGCAUCUCGGAGCAGUUCACCGCCAUGUUCCGCCGCAAGGCCUUCCUGCACUGGUACACGGGCGAGGGCAUGGAUGAGAUGGAGUUCACUGAGGCAGAGAGCAACAUGAACGACCUGGUCUCCGAAUACCAGCAGUACCAGGAUGCCACGGCUGAAGAGGAAGGGGAAAUGUAUGAAGACGAUGAGGAGGAAUCUGAGGCCCAGGGUGCCAAGUGAAGCCUCUAGAGUGGGCCUGCAUCCAGUUUCUUACCAUGAAGGUCAAGCUCCUACAGCACCCUACUGUCCAGCAUAGUCCUCCAUCUUUGCUACCGGUUAGCUGAGUACUAGACAACAGCUAUUUAGUUGCUUCUGAUUAAGGGUUCCAAAUUUUAAAUCAUUCAGUAGUUACUAACCAUCUCCCCUCCCCAUCCUUGAGUUAGCGCAUCUGUACCCUGUCCUCAUGACUCCAAUCAUGUCAAUGACCCUGAUGUUUGAUUUUUUUUUUUUACUGGUUUGUCUAUUUUUAUUUUUUUGGAAUACUUAAUAAAUGUAUUGCUGUCCAGUA
Dermochelys coriacea (leatherback sea turtle) is the source of this 1948-nucleotide messenger RNA. It is a transcript of the gene TUBB3, whose product is annotated as tubulin beta 3 class III. Lineage: Eukaryota; Metazoa; Chordata; Testudines; Dermochelyidae. The record is from RefSeq and is a predicted model, not a curated record. The transcript is spliced from 4 exons. Gene Ontology annotation, molecular function: GTP binding; structural constituent of cytoskeleton; GTPase activity. The coding region runs from base 268 to 1620 and encodes 450 amino acids. Gene Ontology annotation, cellular component: cytoplasm; microtubule. Gene Ontology annotation, biological process: microtubule cytoskeleton organization; mitotic cell cycle; axon guidance.